AUGCAAACGAUGGAUACGCCCCCAAGUACCCCCCCACAUCGCCCCAAGGGCGGCGAGCUUUCAGUGGGCCGUCGCAUUGCAAUUGUAGUGGAGGCUGCGCUGGCUAUUCCGCCGGGCCAAGUACGGAUACCCAAGCAAGGGUGCGCUGGGCCCACCGACAUCAACAGACACUUUUCCUGCCCGUAAGUGUCUUGGUUUUAGUGUGGAACCCCCAAGUGUCUUAGUUUUAGUGUGGGGCCACUAUUAUACUGCAUUGAGUAUAGGGGGGCGCGAUGUGGGUCGCUGAGUAGAGGGGGGGGGGGGAUUCGGGCCCUACUCUGUUGUUUUUUUGCCCCGCAAGUGUCUUGGUUUUAGUGUGGGAUCCCCAAGUGUCUUGGUUUUAGUGUGGGCCCCCAAAAUGUCUUGAAUUUAGUGUGUGGAUCACUAUCAAUAUGGUUUUAGUAUGGGGGACGUAUUGUGGAUGGCUGAGUCUAGGCGGGGUUAGCUUUAGGGUUGGGAAUAGUUCUUGGUUUUGGGGGGGGAGGGGUUAGGCUCAAUGCCCCACGUACCCCACCCCCCGGAAAAGGGCGAAAUAUGGCCGUUUUCGGGCCGACUC
Messenger RNA from Ectocarpus sp. CCAP 1310/34, 595 nucleotides. The record is from the annotation of a GenBank genome assembly. NCBI's taxonomy places the organism in Eukaryota, Phaeophyceae, Ectocarpales, Ectocarpaceae.